This is a messenger RNA of Neocloeon triangulifer, 3144 nucleotides long. Its product is annotated as aminopeptidase A-like. Lineage: Eukaryota; Metazoa; Arthropoda; Insecta; Ephemeroptera; Baetidae. Gene Ontology annotation, biological process: peptide catabolic process; proteolysis. Gene Ontology annotation, cellular component: cytoplasm. The record is from RefSeq and is a predicted model, not a curated record. The transcript is spliced from 16 exons. Gene Ontology annotation, molecular function: peptide binding; metalloaminopeptidase activity; zinc ion binding. The coding region runs from base 155 to 3046 and encodes 963 amino acids.
GUUGCGAAUUGAUAAACGAUCACCACUUUUCGAUAAGCUCAAGUUGUUAACAAGUGUGAACAUACUUAUUUCAUCCAAUUUACAGUCGACCAACACCUCUCUAAUCACGUACAAAUAGCAGUUUUCAACUUAAUAAAAUUUCCGUAGUUACAAAAUGAUCUCGAGACUGGCACUGGUGCUCUGCCUUAGUUUUGGUACAUUUGGAAAUCCUGUUGUGCCACAAAAUUUUUCCGACGCCGCUCCUUCCGCCCUACUAGACUAUGCUCUGCCCAGAAUUGUCGUACCGGACCAUUACGAUGUCACCUUAAUCCCAUACUUCGAAAAUGCGCCCAGCGAAUUGUCUAAAUUUAGUCUCAACGGCGUUGUCAAGAUUUGGGUGAAGUUGACGCAGCAAACAAAAAUUAUUCGGAUGCAUACCUACGAUAUGAAGAACUCCAUCUCAAAAGAAGACGUGACCGUGACCCCAGUCAGCAAUCCCUCUCUCGAAUUAGCAAUUGCCUCCGUCGUGCAGAGCGACGACGACAAACAAUUCUUGACCAUCACCCUUGUGAAUAACAUUCCCGGAAACUCAAACUUGAUCAUCACAAUUUAUUUCGUGGGCAAAAUCAAUGACGAGUUGGACGGUUUCUAUCGCAGUUCCUAUGUCAACUACCGAGGAGACAAAAAGUGGCUUGGAGUGACGCAGUUCGAACCGACCGGUGCUCGACGCGCUUUUCCGUGCUUUGAUGAGCCGUGGUUCAAAGCGACGUUCACCCUGCACAUUGCGAGAGAGCCUUUGAGAGAAGUCACGUCAAACAUGCCCAUUGAAACCGAGAAUGCUGAAGUAUCUGGCGAUUUUCACAAAGGUUGGGUGUGGGUUAAUUUUAAGGAGUCAGUCAAGAUGCCUACAUAUCUGGUGGCUUUUGCUGUGCACGAUUUUGGAUCGGUUGGCACCGUCAACAAAGGAAAAGAUUACAGGGUACUAGCACGGCGCGAGUUUGUCGACAGUUCUACUUCCUAUGCCCUAGAAAAGACCCCUCUCAUAGUUGAUUAUAUGGAGUUCUUCACUGGCCACCCCUACGCAAGUGGCAUGAAAGUCGAUCAAAUCGCCCUUCCCGAUUUUGCCGCCGGAGCGAUGGAAAACUGGGGCCUCAUAACCUACAGAGAGGCUAAUCUGCUUCACGACAAAUUAUUUUCGACCUCCGCAAACAAGCAACGCAUUUUGACCAUCGUGGCGCACGAACUCGCCCACCAGUGGUUCGGAAAUCUCGUCAGCCCCGAUUGGUGGAGCGAGAUUUGGUUGAACGAAGGAUUUGCGACGUACUUUGAAUAUUUCGCUUCCAACUUUUUUGAGACUUACCAACUGGACCUCGCCUUUAUCAUGGACAGACUGCAUCCUGCCUUCGAAGUUGACUCAAGAGUCUCGACUCACGCUUUGACUAACGAUAAAGUCGACUCGCCAGCUUCGGCCACGGCCGCAUUUGAUACUAUCGCAUACAACAAAGGUGCUGCCAUUGUUCGUUUCAUGAUCACCGUCGUUGGCGAAACAAACUUCCGAAAUGGAAUAAAAAACUAUUUGACAGCAAAUGAGUACUCCAGUGUGACAAAGGACAAAUUGUGGGCCAGCCUAACCCCUGUCGUUCCUGAGGGUGCGUUGCCGGACAGGGUCACUUUCGCGCAGGUGAUGGACACGUGGGUGGAUUUGCCAGGCUUUCCACUGAUCAAAGUGACGAGGAACUACGAAACGAAACAAAUGAAUUUUGAGCAGGAGAGAUUUUUCUCAACAAAGCAAACAGCUCAAAGUCCUGAAAAGUGGUUUAUUCCGAUUACGUUCGUAACGCAGAAAAGUAAUGGAAACUGGCAAGAUACGUCAACGAAAGGUUGGCUCAAGCCGAACGAAGUUUUGACUAUCACCGACAAUGAUUUGGAUAAGACUGAGUGGGUCGUUUUGAAUCCCAGAAUUACAGGCUACUACAGAGUUCAGUAUGACGAAGAAAAUUGGAAGUUGAUCACUGCCACCCUUAACGACAAAGAAAAGUGGGUAAUCAUAACCGACUUCAACAGAGCGCAGUUGAUCGACGACUCAAUGGCUUUAGCCAAAGGCGAAUACUUACCGUACGAAACUGCUCUGUCGCUGACCGAGUACCUGAGCCACGAAACCGAGUAUUUGCCGUGGUUCACCGCCAUCAAGGCAUUCAGCUUCCUUGGCGACAGAUUGGUUGACGAGGUUGAGGAUUCGCGUCAAUUCUACACCGCCUACGUUUCAAGCAAAUUGUUGCCGCUGUACAGAUCGGUGAACGGAUUUGACUUUGAAGAAACAGACGGCCACGUUAAAAGGUUGAAAAAGAAUCUCAUUCUGCAGUGGUCUUGCAAUUUGGGCGACGACGCUUGCAGAGGAGAAGCAGUUGCGCGUUUCCAAGAGUGGAAGAGUCGCUCAUCGCCCGAUUUCCAAAAUCCAAUUGAUCCUGAUCUGAGGAGCGUAAUUUAUUGCCACGGUAUGAAAAGCAAGGAAGACUUUGAUUUCCUUUUUGAGAGGUACACAAAAGCCCAGAGCAUGCCUUCAGAAAUGAGCACUAUUUUGACCUCACUUGGCUGCGCACCCACCACGGAACUUCUUCAAAAAGUAUUGGACGAGACAAUAAAAACUUCAGGCUCUUUGAUCCGUUCUCAAGACACAAGAGAUGCUUUCGUAGCCGUCAUUAGAAACCCUAUGGGCAUCAACAUUGCACUUGAUUUUCUGGUUACCAAAUUUGCAGAUAUCAAAGUCACGUACCAGGCAUUUGGAUCUGUCAGUAGAUUAUUUGGAGCCAUCGCGCCCAAACUGAACACUGAGGCUCAAAAAGCAAAGUUGCAAAAAUUCUUGACUGACAACCCGAGUGAGCCUGAAAAUAUCAAGGCGGCCGUUCGAGCUGCGAUUGCUGUUGUUGAUGAAAACAUUGCCUGGUUGCAGAAAAACAAAAAGACCGUGCUGAACUUUUUUGAAGACCGAGUCGGCGGAUCUGCGGGGAUCGCUAUUGUGUCACCUUUGCUGUUGCUGACGGCCGCUGUGGCCAGUUACUGGGUUUAGCACAGACGAAAUUGUAAAAUAUACAAAAUUACGCAGAUCUUCAUUAAAUAAUAAUAUAAUAAAAAUCAUUUUUACUAAAAACAUGAAUUUUAAAUAAA